Dioscorea cayenensis subsp. rotundata (Guinea yam) is the source of this 1749-nucleotide messenger RNA. Its product is annotated as U-box domain-containing protein 4-like. Gene Ontology annotation, cellular component: cytoplasm; nucleus. Lineage: Eukaryota; Viridiplantae; Streptophyta; Magnoliopsida; Dioscoreales; Dioscoreaceae. The transcript is spliced from 2 exons. The record is from RefSeq and is a predicted model, not a curated record. The coding region runs from base 574 to 1656 and encodes 360 amino acids. Gene Ontology annotation, molecular function: protein binding.
AAAAAAUUUACCGGACCCUCCGACCAGAUGGAUCUAGAUCUAAAGACCAUUUGAAUUCAAAGAUAUCAAACCGAAACCCAGAGCCACACACUUCACCACACUGCUACUCAAGAUGUAGACAUGGCCUGAAAACCACCAAUCAUUCCGACCAACAGCGGCAAAGCACCCUUUCCAGUUUCCACUCACACAGCCACACACUCCAUCUCUUUAACGAACUCUUAAAAAAAAAAAAGAGUACCUCAAUCCAACGAGUGCACGAAUCCUAAAGCAUACGUGUCCAAGCUCACGUAAUACCACUUAGGAAAGCUUUUUUUUUAAAAAAAAAACAAUAGCAUGCGAGGCUUUCUCUUUUCGAGAUCCACACGCGUCGGCUCCGCCCACGUGCGCACCCCCACUCAGAUACCGUACGCGGCCCUGACCCAUCGCACGUGUCAACCAUCCCCGCGAACCCCUCCCUCGCUUUUGUUCGUUUUAUUAUUAUUAACCCACGGCUUCUCACCCCCACUCGUUUCGUUUCGUUUCGAGAGAAACUAAUUAAUCGCCGAGUUAUUCCCGAUUAAUAGAAACGGGAGAAUGGAAACGGAGAUCUCGGGAACGUACCGUUAUAUGGGCCGAAGCUUACCGGACGCCGGCGGUGACUCCUCCGGCGCGUUCAGUGAUUGUAAUUCCGAUCACUCCGGUGAGUUCUCGCCGUCAGCUGGUGGUGGUGGUGGCGCGGCUCUCCGGCUUCUUGUUCCUUUCUCCGCUGGUGAUUACUCAGAGGAUGAUCUACGUUUGUUGAUCGCUGAGCUGGAGUCUCCCAGCGCUACAGUCGAGGCGCAGCGCGGCGCCGCCAUGGAGAUCCGGUUGUUGGCGAAGCAUAGCUCGGAGAAUAGGUUGAGGAUCGCGCGCGCCGGCGCGGUGCGGCCUCUUGUGGCUCUUCUUUCUAGCUCUGAUCCGCUUCUUCAGGAGCAUGGCGUUACCGCGAUCCUUAACCUCUCGCUGCUCGAGGAGAACAAGGACAUCAUCGCGGCGGCGGGGGCGAUCAAACCCUUGGUUCGAGCUCUCCGAUCGGCGUCCUCUGCAGCGCGGGAGAACGCUGCUUGUGCGCUUCUUCGGCUUUCCUAUUCCGAUGCCCUUAAGACCGCCAUCGCGCGGUCUGGUGCGAUACCGCCGCUUGUCUCCAUGUUGGAAUCCGGCGGGGCUAGGGCAAAGAAGGACGCGGCGACGGCGCUCUACGCGCUGUGCUCGGUGAAAGAGAACAAGAUCCGGGCGGUGGAGGCGGGGAUCGUCAGGCCGUUGCUGGAGAUGAUGGCGGAGACGGAGGGGGGGAUGGUGGAUAAGGCUGGGUGCGUGCUCGGCCGAGUGGCGACGGAGGAGGUGGGCCGGGCGGCGGCGGUGGAGGAGGGUGGGAUUCCGGUCCUCGUCGAGGUCGUUGAGAUCGGCACUCAGCGCCAGAAGGAGAUCGCCGCCUCCACGUUGCUCGAGAUAUGCGAUGGCUCCAUUAACGGUGCCGGCGCCGGAGCUUACCGAGCGCUCGUCGUCCGCGAGGGAGCCAUUCCGCCGCUCGUCGCGCUCUCUCAAUCCGGCACCACACGCGCCAAGCAAAAGGCGGAGAAGCUGAUAGAGCUACUGAGACAGCCGAGGACGGCGGCUGGAAGGGUGGUGGAUGAUUGAGGACGAAUGGGGAGUUGACACGUGUGGUUUGUUUGAAAGAACUGUACAUUAGUUUCGCGAGUGAGUGUACAUGCCUAGCGCUAGUUGAAUGAC